UCAUUGUGGGCGUCAAUAUUUGAGAGUCGGCGUACGACUCGCCACCAUCUUGAAACCGUCUGUGCUCAGCUCAGUGCUUACUCAAAUUUCGUCAAUAUGACUGGGAUUUUAUUUUAAUGACGCGAUGGUUGACAUUUACGAUCUCAAUAUCAUGUAAUUAAUUAGCUACUUUGACAUGUGCGUGAAUUUGUGAGCAAUUUCCCAGCUUUCCUGAAGUCGAAGAGUCUAGUUAUAAAUUGAGUUUCAGUUUGAGUGAAGCGAGCGCGUAUCUCUUCUCCUGAUAAUUUCUCGUGCCAUUUGAAGUUUAUUCACCUGUUUCGUAUUAAUGAGCUAUCCUCCGGUUCUCCAAACUUGUCAAUUAUUAUUUUCUCCAUCAGAACCAGAUUUUAUUGAAUGGUUAUGUCGUACCCUGGUAGGCCACCCUUGGUCCCCGCCGGCAUUCCAAUGCCAAGCACAAUGCCAAUGUCAUAUGUGCCUUUAGGAGGUGCUCCUUCCCACUUUAUGCAGGUUCCAAUGCCCCAUAUGUUGGCAGGACCUCCAAUGGCUACCAUGGGAGGACCCCCUAUACGCCCAUUUCACCCACCUCGUGCACCCCAUCAGAAUCCUCCUUCAUCUGGCUCAGCUCCAAGUACAAACAGUGCUCCUCGUUCUGAGCGAGGUUCUUUCCAAAAUAAACGAAAUUCUGAACCUGUAGAAGGACCAUCAGUAACUGUCUUUGUGGGCAACAUAACUGAAAAAGCUCCAGAUGCUAUGAUACGGCAUAUUUUAGCAUCAUGUGGCCCAUCUUGUGUGCAAUCUUGGAAAAGAGUUCAAGCCUUUGGGUUCUGUGAAUUUGCUGGUCCAGACUCAGCUCUCAGAGCUAUUCGCCUUCUUCAUGACAUGGAAGUUGGCAAUAAAAAAUUAGUUGUCAAAGUAGAUUCUAAAACACAAAUAGAGCUUGAUAAGUACAAAGCGGAAAAACGAGAGAAACGUUCUAACUCUCCUCUACAAGAUGAAGCAGCCGACGAAGAUGACUAUUUAAGUGAGGAGAUGCGUCAGGCCGACAGGCAAGCCAUGGAGCGUAUCAGAACUAUCAUGCAUGAAUUUGAGCCUGACCUAAACAAUGCCUCUCAUGGAUCUAAGGAUCGCUCAAGGAAAGAUUCAAAAAUUUCCAGGACUCAAGAGAAGCUAAUGAAACUAAGUAGAGAUGGUGCUGGAGAAGAUGGUGAUAUUUCAUUGAAUUUAGAUGAUGCUGACAUUGAGGAAGGAAAAAGGGACUUAAUUACCAGAGAAAUUGGGAAGUUCAGAGAAACAAUGAAGCAAGAGGAGGAGAAACUCAUGGAGCAGGAUCGCAAGCGAAAAGAGUACGAGGAGAAGAUCCGCGAAAGAGAGCUGGACCGAGCCCAGGAGCGCGAGAAGGAUAGGGCGGACCGCGCCGACAGAGACAAGGAGCGCGCCGAGCGGGAGAAGGAGCGCGCCGACAGAGAGAAGGAGCGCGAGCGCGAGCGGGAGCGCGAGAGAGAGCGCGACAGGGAGCGGGAGAGGGACCGCAAGGAGGACAAGAAGAGCUCCGUCUCGCCCGUCAGGCUGAGGUUCUCUCGGUCGCCCCAGGACGUUCGCUCCAACCGCUCAAGGUCGGCGUCGCGCGAGGGCACCCGGGGCACGCGGAGCCAGUCCAUCGAGAGCACGUACUCCAGCAAGACCAGCAUUAAGGCGAGGGAACGCCGCCGGUCUCGCUCCAGGUCCCACGAGAGGGAGAGGGAGCGAGAGAGGGAGCGGGAGCGGGAGCGCGAAAAGGAACGGGAACGCGAGCGCGAGAGGGAGCGCGAGCGGGAACGGGAGCGGGAGCGGGAGCGGGAGCGGGAGCGAGAACGGGAGCGCGAGGUGAGGGACCGGGAUCGCGACCGGGAGCGCGAGCGGGAGCGGGAGCGCGAGGAGCCGCGGCGGCCGGAGCGCGCCCGCGAGGAGGAGGACGAGGCCAAAGACAAGAAGAAGCUGGAGAGGAAGGCGCGCGAGAAGGAGGCGCAGUACCAGGAGAGGCUGCGCAGCUGGGAGACGCGGGAGCGGAGGAAGAUCAAGGACCUGGACAAGGAGCGAGACAAGGAGCGCCUCAAGGAGGAGGAGCGGGAAAAGGAGGCCAAGAAGCUCAAGGAAUUUCUCGAGGAUUACGACGACGAGAGGGAUGACAUCAAGUACUACAAAGGCAGAGAGCUGCAGAAAAAACUAGCCGAGCGCCAGAAAGAAAUUGAGGCAGACACCAGAGAUAGACAGAAAGAAAAGGACGAGCUUGAAGAAUUAAAAACCAAGAUAUUUUCUGAGGAGCAUGCUGAUCCUAAUGCUGAGUUUGAAAGGCUACGGAGGGAACAUGAAGAUCAAUAUAAGCCUAAGAUUAUAAUUGAUGUAAAUUUGGAGAACCUUAAGCAACGAGAGAAAGAAAAAGAAAGAGAGAAACAAAGAGAAAUGGAGCGUGAAAUGGAAAGGGCUGCCAAGGAAAGAGAAAAGGAAUUGGAGAGACAGGAGAGAGAACAUGAGCGCAUGAUGAGAGACUCCUCUGAACACAUCUCUAGUGACCAUGAAAGGCGAAGGGGAAGUGAUCAUUCUGACACGAAGUCUCAUGGUGACGAUGGUCAUCACCACCACCACCAUCGCCAUAAACAUCAUCACCACCACCACCAUCAGCGACAAGUAUCAUCAGGUUCUGGACCUGCUAGUCCUGCCCCAAGCUCGCCAGAUGAUGAUGAUCAUCACUAUGACGAUGGGCCUCCCGAAGAAGAUGAUGUGGCAUUUUGCCCCCCACCUAGUAAUGGAGCCUCAGCUCAUUGGAUCUCUCCAGCUAAGAUUGAUUUAAAGAAAAAAGAAAAGAAAAAAAUGGGUGUUAAAGAAGCUUUCAAUACAGAUGACGAUGAAGAUAGCAGUUUAGGCUCUGCAAAGAAAAGGAAGCUCAUUCCUCUUGAUUAUGGUGAUGAAAAGAAGAAGGUUGAUAAAAAAGAUGAAAAAGACAAAGAAAAGGAGAAGAAAGAUGAGAUUAACAAGAUUCAAGAGGAAAAGAGGAAACACAUCAAGUCUCUCAUUGAUAAAAUUCCAACAGACAAGCAAGCUCUGUUUCAAUAUGAGCUUGACUGGUCAGCUGUUGAUAAUACAUUAAUGGAAAAAAGAAUAAGACCCUGGAUUAACAAAAAGAUUAUUGAAUACAUAGGUGAACCUGAACCAACUUUAGUCGAUUUCAUUUGCUCAAAAGUAAUGGCUGGGAGUGCACCUCAGGGUAUUCUUGAUGAUGUGCAAAUGGUCCUUGACGAAGAAGCAGAAGUAUUUGUUGUGAAAAUGUGGCGUCUUCUCAUUUAUGAAAUAGAAGCAAAGAAACUGGGACUUAUUAAAUGAGAAUGGCUUACCGGCUCUAAGAGAGCCGGAUCCAAGAGUUCAAAAAAAUGUGACUCCCCAGAGUUUGUUCCAUAAGUUGGCUGUGGUCAAGCAAACUCUUCUCUGGUUUCAUCCUUUACCCGAGACAAACUUUAAUCCCAAGACAAAGAAAAGACACUGCCGAGGGGGCCUUUGCCCAUUUCCAAUAAAAUCCUCACCAACUGGGAUGAAUCUUAAGCCUGUAUUAGAGAAAGCACUGGAUCAAAAAAUGUGCUAGUGUUCUUUCUUAACUGUGUUUGUCAGUGAGACUUUAGUGAGAAUGAAUUCUUCUGAACAUAGAUCCAUCCCCAUUUGCUGAUCUUACGUGCAACUGCAACACCCUGGAUUUGACCAUUAAGUUAUAACAGUGUUUUCACAUUGAAUCAUGUUGUUUCCUGUGUCAGGGCCUUUACAGUAUGUAAUGAUUUUUUUAGUGCAGUCAUAUUCAUUAUGUGAUGUAUAAAUAAAUUGUAUCUUAAUUUA
This is a messenger RNA of Frankliniella occidentalis (western flower thrips), 3858 nucleotides long. Its product is annotated as RNA-binding protein 25. Lineage: Eukaryota; Metazoa; Arthropoda; Insecta; Thysanoptera; Thripidae. Gene Ontology annotation, molecular function: mRNA binding. Bases 394 to 3357 code for a protein of 987 amino acids. Gene Ontology annotation, biological process: regulation of alternative mRNA splicing, via spliceosome; mRNA processing. The record is from RefSeq and is a predicted model, not a curated record. The transcript is spliced from 16 exons. Gene Ontology annotation, cellular component: spliceosomal complex.